AUUCUCACCGACAUAGAAUCAAUCAUGGUACACAUUGUGCACCCAAUAAUCUCUCAUGUGUGUGUAUAUAUAUAUACAUAUAUAAUGACCAACACAACACUCCAUGCUACAUUAAAAGGCAUUUGAGAAUUUUUAGAGCUUCACCGAAUCAAAAUUCCAAAUGGAAUUUUUCACGAAAACCAUUUCUCAAUUUGGAUUCCAACAGGGAACCAACCUUCUGAACUUAUUCCUCCUCCUUCUUCUGCCUAUCUCAUUUUUUAUCUUCAAGCACUUUAAGGCUUGUUUUAUAUCCACAUCGGUUCCACCAGGUCCAUUUCCAUGGCCGAUUUUCGGCAAUAUUCUUCAAAUCGGAAAAAACCCACAUAAAUCUUUUGCACGCUUUGCUCAAACCUAUGGUCCUCUCAUGUCACUCAAACUUGGAAAUGAGCUUCUCAUCGUCGCCUCAUCCCCAACUGCUGCAACUGAAAUUCUCAAGACCCACGAUAGGAUUUUAUCCGGCCGAUACAUUCCUCAUGUCCCACCGGAAAAGAGCUCGGAAUUCAGCAAUUUCUCACUCGGUUGGAGUCCUGAUUGCAACGACUACUGGAAGAAUUUACGUACCAUUUAUCGUGGUGAGCUAUUUUCAAGCAAAGCAAUUGCUAGUCAAGCAUGUAUAAGAGAGAAAAGUGCCAUGGAAAUGUUGGAAUUUAUAGGCAAAAUGCAAGGUAAGCAGGUGAAAAUUAGAGAUGUGACGUUUGCUGCCGUGUGUAAUAUGCUUAGCAAUGUUUUGGUCUCGAGAGACCUUGUAAACCUGGAGGAUGAAUAUGUAAAUGGGAAAGUAAGUAGGAUUGUGAGGAAUAUGACAAAAGUGGCUUCUUUCCCAAAUUUUUCCAUUUUUUGUCCAAUUUUAGCUCCUUUUGAUCUACAAGAUCUGCGUAAACCAUCCAUGGAGCUCGGAAACAGUGUCUACAAGAUUUGGGAGGCAAUCAUCAAAGAAAGGAAGGAAAGUAAAGUUGGAUAUGGUUGGACCCCACAAGAUUUUUUCAAUGCUCUCACCAACAAUGGUUCUUCCAUUCAACAAAUGAAUAUGAUGUUUGUGGAGCUGCUAACUGCUGGUACAGAUACUAGUAGCUCCACAGUCGAAUGGAUGUUGACAGAACUAAUGAGGAAUCCAAGAUGCAUGAAAGCCGUCAAAGAAGAACUUGUUAAAGAAAUCGACCGAGAUUUUAUAACCGAAUCCGAUCUUCCAAAAUUGACAUAUCUUCAAGCCUGUUUCAAAGAGACCAUGAGGCUACAUCCUACCGCGCCACUUCUUCUUCCUCAUAGAGCUUUGGAAACAUGCCAAGUGAUGAACUACACCAUUCCAAAGCAUUCUCUUGUUGUCGUGAACUUCUGGGCUAUUUCUCGAGACCCUAAUAUCUGGGAAGACCCAUUGGUGUUCAAACCAGAGAGAUUCCUCGAUUCGAGUUUGGAGUUCAAAGGGAAUGACUUUGUGUUCAUACCCUUUGGUGCAGGAAGGAGAAUCUGCCCUGGCCUUCCCAUGGCAGCCAAGCAAGUUUCAUUGGUUGUUUCUUCUCUGAUCCAUUCCUUUGAUUGGUCCCUUCCAAAGGGAAUGGAUCCAAAUGAUUUAGAUGUGAGUGAGGUGUUUGGUCUUGUUAUGACGAAGAAAGAACCUCUUCUUCUUGUUCCUUAUGCUAAAGCUUAAAAGAAAAGUUUAUUCCGUUUCCCCUAGCAAGCUAGCUAGCUCCCAAUAACGCAGUGUCCUGUUGUUGAGUGUGUUUCAGUACGAAUUGUUUUCCCAUCACAAAAACAUAUGGUGCAAUUUCAAAUUUACAUAAUUUAGAUCUAUCUAUGGUAUUUUUGUAAUAUCUACA
Molecule: messenger RNA, 1853 nt
Organism: Ziziphus jujuba (common jujube)
Lineage: Eukaryota; Viridiplantae; Streptophyta; Magnoliopsida; Rosales; Rhamnaceae
Product: (S)-N-methylcoclaurine 3'-hydroxylase isozyme 1
Exons: 2
Coding region: 161-1684 (507 amino acids)
Molecular function (GO): heme binding; monooxygenase activity; iron ion binding
Source: RefSeq, a predicted model, not a curated record